Messenger RNA from Cyphellophora attinorum, 2181 nucleotides. Its product is annotated as SWI/SNF and RSC complexes subunit ssr2. Gene Ontology annotation, molecular function: DNA binding; histone binding. Gene Ontology annotation, biological process: positive regulation of DNA-templated transcription. Lineage: Eukaryota; Fungi; Ascomycota; Eurotiomycetes; Chaetothyriales; Cyphellophoraceae. The coding region runs from base 1 to 2181 and encodes 726 amino acids. The transcript has 2 exons. The record is from RefSeq and is a predicted model, not a curated record. Gene Ontology annotation, cellular component: SWI/SNF complex.
AUGGAUGAGGCGCAGACGACUCCCGUCGCCGACCUCAAGAGAGAACAGUCAGAGCCGUCGGGCGCCGCUCAGAAUGGCCUUGAUGCCGCGACCACCGACGGCGAUAACGCUGUCGACACCACCACAUCCCUAGAUCAGGUCCCUGCAUCGCAACCAGCAGAACCAGACUCGGUGCUUGAUGCCCCCGGCGCGCAUGCGACAACGACUGAUGCACCGCCCGCUGCCGCCGAUGACCCAGAUGGCGAGAAUGAAGACGCUGAGAUGGGUGGACUCGACGACGAUGCCAAAGCUGAGGACGUCGAGGGCGAGAAGGAUGCUAUGGAAGACUCACAAGCGACGCCCGCACCAGGCGCUGCCGCCGAGAAGACUCAGACGUCAGAAGAGAUGGCGGCCGCUGCAAACUCACAUCUUGUCCAACAAACACACCAGAUCAUUCUACCCAGUUACAGCACCUGGUUCGACAUGCAUCAGAUCCAUCCCCUCGAGAAGAAAUCAUUACCGGAGUUCUUCAACGCCCGGAAUCGAAGCAAGACGGCGGCGGUCUACAAGGACUAUCGCGACUUCAUGAUCAACACAUAUCGCCUGAACCCGGUCGAGUAUCUCACAGUCACAGCCUGCCGGCGCAAUCUGGCUGGAGAUGUAUGCGCUGUCAUGAGAGUACACGCCUUCCUCGAGCAAUGGGGCUUGAUCAAUUAUCAGGUCGAUCCUCAGACCCGUCCAUCUAACAUCGGUCCUCCUUUCACUGGCCACUUCCGCAUCACAGCCGACACUCCUCGCGGUCUGCAGCCCUUCCAACCCGGUCCCAACACAUUUACCACAUCAGGAAAGCCACAUGCUUCCACAGAUCGAGCCAAGUCCGCCACACCUGCCACCAAGGCCGAACUCAACGUUGAGCUGCGCCGGAAUGUGUACGACGAGAAAGGAAAGGAGCUCAAAUCGAAAGAAGACUCCGAGAAACAGGCCAACGGUGAGACCACAAACGGCGCUGCAUCUGCCGAAGCCGCCACAAAAGCCAUGGACGAGGCGGCAGCCGAGCCUAAAAAGACUCACAACUGCUACUCAUGUGGCAUCGACUGUACCCGCAGCCGCUUUCACUACGCCAAGACCGACGCCGCAAGCAAUAACACCACCAAGCCAGACGAGCUCAAAUACGAUCUCUGCCCCAACUGCUACUUCCAGUCGCGAAUGCCUAGCACCCACCGAUCCUCAGACUUUGUCAAGAUGGAAGAUCCCAACCACACUACUAUCCCUGACAAAGAUGCACCCUGGACCGACACCGAAAUCCUACUUCUCCUCGAAGGUCUCGAGACCUUUGACAGCGACUGGGCCUCUGUAGCCAAGCAUGUCGGCACACGCACCCGAGAAGAAUGCGUCAUGAAGUUCCUCCAACUCGACAUUCAAGACCAGUACCUUGAAGACGGCGGCCAGACCAGCAAUACCAGCCUGCGCACACUCGGCGGUCGAGAACCCAUCAGUCAGAGCGAGAACCCCGUGAUGUCAGUCGUCAGCUUCCUAGCGCAGAUGGCUGACCCGAAAGUUCUCACGGCCGCAACCGGUCGAAGCGCCGCCGAGGCACUCUCAACCUACAAGUCCAAGCUGGACAAAGGUAUGGGCGGCAACACCGCAGCGCAUGCAGCGACAGACGGUGCAGUCAAGGACCCCAAACCCGAAACCUCAUCAGCCGAAGACACCAUGGACGUCGACACAAACGCCAACGGCAACACAUCCAAACCCUCGGAACCAAGCGCCGACCUAGCAACAACAGCCCUCUCCCUCGCCUCAACCCGCUCCACAACCCUCGCCUCCUUGGAGGAACGCGAACUCACUCGUCUAGUUGGCGCCGCUGUCAACCUUACCCUCUCCAAGCUGCAGCUCAAACUACAACAAUUCUCCGAAAUGGAGGAGAUCGUGCAGGCCGAACGCAGAGACCUAGAAAAGUCCCGACAGCAAUUGUUCCUGGAUAGGUUGGCGUUUAAGAAGCGGUAUCAGGAGAUGGAGGGGGCGUUUAGGAUGGCGAGUUUGAAGGGCCCAGAGGAAGGUUUGGCAAUUAUUAGGGGUGUUGUUGGUGGCGGGAAGGGGCGACCGGGAUAUGAGUUCGGUAACGACGGUGUCGCUGGUGACGAGAGUUCGCUGGCGGCGCCUAAUCAGGAUGCCGAAGGGUAUAAGAAGAUGGAAUUCUAG